Messenger RNA from Dentiscutata erythropus, 553 nucleotides. The record is from the annotation of a GenBank genome assembly. NCBI's taxonomy places the organism in Eukaryota, Fungi, Glomeromycota, Glomeromycetes, Diversisporales, Gigasporaceae.
ACAUCAAAAGGACAAACCAAAGCAUUGAUUCUGGAAUUGGUGACUCCAAAGACAAUAGCGAAAAAGGUACCAGGAAUGAUACCAAAGCUAUGGCAACUUCAAAAGCGACAAAAAUUACUGAAACAGCAAUACACCAAAAUCCACAAUGACUCCAAAAGCGACGUGAAAGCAACAAGAGUUACAAAAAGCAAAACGAAAGAAAAAAAACAUAACGAAGACAGUGAUACACCAAAAUCCAUGAUGACUCCAAAAGCGACACGAAAGCAACAAGAGUUACAAAAAGCAAACCGAAAGAAAAAACAUAAUGAAGGUACCAGGAACGAUACCAGAGCUACGGCAACUCCAAAAGUGACGAAAAUUACUGAGACAGCAAUACACCAAAAUCUACGACGACUCCAAAAGCGACACGAAAGCAACAAGAGUUGCAAAAAGCAAACUGAAAGAGAAAAACAUAACGAAGACAGUGAUACACCAAAAUCUAUGACAACUCCAAAAGCGACGCAAAAGCAACAAGAGUUACAAAAAGCAAACCGAAAGAAAAAACAUAAUGAAG